Chanos chanos (milkfish) is the source of this 650-nucleotide messenger RNA. Its product is annotated as histone deacetylase 7-like. Bases 78 to 650 code for a protein of 190 amino acids. The transcript has 8 exons. The record is from RefSeq and is a predicted model, not a curated record. NCBI's taxonomy places the organism in Eukaryota, Metazoa, Chordata, Actinopteri, Gonorynchiformes, Chanidae.
UGGAACGGCUCAAGAAUAAAGAGCAAUGUCAGCAGAGUGCUGUGGCCAGUAGUGUGGUGAAAAAGAAGCUGCAGCAGAUGAUCUUUGAGAGGAUGGAAAGGGAUUUGGGUCGUGACCUCAACAUGUAUGUCCAUCCCGCUCCAGCUGAGUAUACAAAGAACUCACCAUGCUGUCACACUGUGACCCGUUACCUCAGGAGAACAGCCUCAGAGCCAAUUCUGAAAGUGAAACCGAAGAGGAAUCUGAUCACCAGGCCUAAUCCACUGCAACGCAAGACCAGUGCUCCUCCUUCCUUCAGAUGUGGAGACUCAGACUCACUGGUUCCAGAUAUAACUUCCAACAGUGGUAGCCCUGAGUCCUGGUCCAGCUCACCCACUGAAGACCAGUCAGAUACUGGAGGGUCAAAUGAGGUCGCUAUAGAAGACUGGAGCACAGGGCCAGUGGCUAUGAUCUCUUCCCCACUGACACAUUUCCCAGUGGAGACUCCUCCCCUCUCACCUCAGUUACAACCAGUACUCCUCCUGGGACAGUCUGGACUGGUGCCCUUGGGGAAGGCACUUAACCCCCAACUGCCCCCCGGACGCAGGCGUGCUGCCCACGGCUCCUGCUCCUGGUGCUACGGCCCAGACUGGCAGAUAUUCCAUCCUUAG